AUGAGGGUUCCAGGUGGAAAAUGGGCCUGUGGACUGUCUUCAGUGCCAACUGUGGUCUCUACCAGACACAUCAAUCAAGCUCCAGGGCCAGUCUGGGAGGUGCCAAUCUGUAGCAAGAUUAAGAAUAUGGUGCACUUAAUUGUAUCAUCCUUUAUAUUUGGAAUAUUUGGAGUUUUGCUGAUCUUUGUGGAUGUGGGGCUUGCCAUUGCUGACAUACUUGUCACUGAGAACCAAAUUUAUAUUCCUUUGGGAUAUCGCUCAUUUUCUAUAGCUAUUGCUAUAUUUUUCUUCGUGGAUGUUCUUCUUCGAGUGUAUGUAGAAGGGAGACGGCGUUAUUUUUCUGAUGUUCUUAAUUCUUUAGAUGCUGCUAUUAUUGGGAUAACUCUGCUGGUUGAUAUCCUUUUCGUUGUUUAUGACUUGAAGUUUCUCAGAGUUUUCCCCAGAUUGACGAUUUUAUUUCGACCACUACGACUUAUCAUUUUGACAAGAAUUUUUCACCUGGCUCAUCAAAAAAGACAGCUUGAAAAGCUGAUGAGAAGGCUGGUGUCAGGGAACAAAAGACGAUACAGAAAGGAUGGAUUUGACCUAGACCUCACUUAUGUUACAGGGCGUAUUAUUGCCAUGUCAUUUCCAUCUUCUGGAAAGCAGUCUUUUUAUAGGAAUCCAAUUGAGGAAGUUGUACGGUUCCUAGAUACCAAGCACCGAGACCACUAUCGAGUUUAUAAUCUAUGCAGUGAAAGAGAUUAUGAUCCUAAGUACUUCCAUUAUAGGGUUCGUAGAAUCAUGAUUGAUGAUCACAAUGUCCCCACUCUGAGAGAGAUGCUUUCGUUUUCCAAGGAAGUAGAUGAGUGGAUGGCUCGAGAUAAUGAAAAUAUUGUGGCGAUUCACUGUAAGGGAGGCAAAGGAAGAACUGGAACUAUGGUAUCUGCCUACCUUAUUGCCUGUGGAACAUUCUUUACUGCACAGGAGAGUCUUUAUUAUUUUGGAGAACGACGAACAGAUAAAACCAGCAGCGAUAAAUUUCAAGGAGUAGAAACCCCUUCUCAGAAUAGAUAUGUUGCAUAUUUUGAAAAAGUGAAAAAAAGCUACCACUUUGAUCUUCCUCCAAAAAAAACACUCAAGAUAAGAAGAUUCAUUAUUUACUCAAUUCAUGGCAAUGGACAUGAUCUAAAAAUACGAAUAAUAAUGCAGCAAAAGACUGUCUUUUUCUGUUCUCGUUUCAAAAACUGUUGGAUAUUUCUUGAUAUAGAAUCAGACAGAGUAGUAAUUGAUGUAUCCAACUGUCCAGCUCUGUAUGAUGAUGUAAAAGUGAAAUUUUCCUCUUCGUAUAUUCCUAAAAACUAUGACAACUGCUCAUUUUUCUUCUGGUUUCAUACAUCUUUUAUACAAGAUAACAGGCUUUAUCUACAAAGAAGUGAAUUGGAUAAUCCCCAUAAAUCAAAAACAUGGAAAAUUUAUCGUCCUGACUUUGCAGUAGAGGUAGUUUUUGAUGAGGCAUGACCAAGAGUUACAUUGUAAGUAUAGUUAACUUCAUAGAAUAGAAUCAUGUUAUUUCCACUCUCUGCUAAACAGUCCUAAGUUCUAUUCCCUUGUUGGUAUUCCCAUAAUUUUAAUAUGUAUGUAUGUUCUUGAGAAAUCUAUUAAAUAUGUACAGGUAAAAUAUCAAUGGUGACUUCUUUUUUAAAGGAAUAUACUUCAGUUUCCACCUUCUAUUUGGAUAAAUUUGAAACACAGUACACAGGAACAUUAGGUAUCAUUUUGAAGAACUUUAAACCUUUCAUAUCAAAAUAACUGAAGUACUUAAAAACUGUGAUUCCUCCCAUACCUACUUAGAUAUUUUUUGGAUGAGUAUUUAUUCCCUACUUUGUUUCACAUUUAUGACUUUUAUUUAUUACAAAAUUGGUUUCUAUUUUUUCUAUUUUCUCUACUUGAACCACAAACAGUCAACAAACAUCAGAUUGGUAGCAAACAUUAAGUUGUAAACCCAGAGGAGAGAACUGUUUCACUAAGCAGUCCUACACACCCCCAUACACACUUUUCUCUUGUUCCCAGCACUAUACAGGUAGCUUUCAUGACAAAUAUCCUUCAAUAAAUACACACACACACACAUACAUAGGGAAGGUAAGAGGAUCUUGGUAAACAUGACUGGUAGACUCUUCAGCCACUUCUUUUUUGUGUGUAACAUCCUAAGUAAAAUUAAAGAAAAAAUUUGCUCUUAAUCUAGAUUUAUUAUUUUAAAAUCCUUCAUCCCUGCUCACAACCAAUCUCACCUAAGCUUGGAGAACUUUGUGAAGGAAGACCAUCUUUUCAUUAUAAACACUGGCUAGUCUUGUAUUUACAGAGAAUUAUUUUUU
This is a messenger RNA of Tupaia belangeri chinensis (Chinese tree shrew), 2354 nucleotides long. RefSeq names its product phosphatidylinositol 3,4,5-trisphosphate 3-phosphatase TPTE2. NCBI's taxonomy places the organism in Eukaryota, Metazoa, Chordata, Mammalia, Scandentia, Tupaiidae. Gene Ontology annotation, molecular function: phosphatidylinositol-3,4,5-trisphosphate 3-phosphatase activity. The record is from RefSeq and is a predicted model, not a curated record. The coding region runs from base 1 to 1500 and encodes 499 amino acids. Gene Ontology annotation, biological process: dephosphorylation. The transcript is spliced from 17 exons. Gene Ontology annotation, cellular component: cytosol.